Messenger RNA from Glycine soja, 2555 nucleotides. RefSeq lists its product as uncharacterized. NCBI's taxonomy places the organism in Eukaryota, Viridiplantae, Streptophyta, Magnoliopsida, Fabales, Fabaceae. The coding region runs from base 170 to 2449 and encodes 759 amino acids. The record is from RefSeq and is a predicted model, not a curated record. The transcript is spliced from 13 exons.
UCGUGGCCCGUUGAGGGCGUAUCUAUUUUUACCCCUUUUGGCGACAAAAAUGAAACGAAAGUCACCAGCGUGAGAGAGGGUGCAGGUAGGUUUGAGAGGGAAUCUCCACCAUUCCCAUGUCUCCCUCCUCCAAUCCAAAUCUUCUUCUUCUUCUUCUUUAAUCUCAACAAUGGCGGAGGAAUUCUCCAAGUCCGUGGAGGAGGGGCUGCGGCUCUCCAAGCGCAUAUACUUCGGCAACGACAGGGCCGUGUCGCCGCCGAAGCCGCCGCCGAGCAUGUCAAAGUCCCACACCGCCUGCCUCCCCACGGCGCCCAUGCUCUACGCCGUCAUUCACGACCCUGCCAUUGUCGACAACCCCGACGUUCCCAGCUACCAGCCCUACGUGCAUGGACAGUGUGACCCCCCGGCGCUCAUUCCCCUCCACAUGAUUGGAAAUGUUCACCUUCAAGCACAUUGCUACGUCAAUGCCGUCGCGUUCGUCACCGUCUCCGGCUCGUGGAGACUCCACUGCGUCUCCGGCAGCCGCACCUGCGAUUGCAUCGUUGCCCUGCCCGUGCCACCUCAGGGUUCAAUUCUAGGUGUGGAGGUUAGCGUUCAUAGGAAGUCUUAUUCUACUCAGCUAGUUGAUAUGAAAGACAACAAUGGUAAGGAGAAUAUGAUCCGAGCUCAAGAUGGAGGCUUUGUCGGGCUGAAUUUGUUUACUUUGCGUAUACCACAGAUCGAUGGAGGUUCCAAUUUAUCUGUUAAAAUUAGUUGGUACCAGAAGAUACUAUACAGCAAUGAUGUGUUCUGCUUGAAUGUGCCGUUUAACUUUCCAGAUUUUGUCAACCCUGUUGGGAAGAAAAUGGAAAAAAAAGAAAAGAUAGAAAUAAUUAUGAAUGCUAUAACUGGAAGUGAGAUUCUAUGCAAGACAAUGAGUCAUCCCCUGAAGAAAGUGAGGCAUAAUGCUGGGAGUAUGGGUUUCUCGUAUGAGUCAGAUGUUCUCUCAUGGUCAAAAACUGAUUUCAGCUUUUCAUAUGCUGUGCCUGAUUCUUCAAGUCAUAUAAGUGGUGGUGUUCUUUUGGAAUCUCCAUCGGUGGAUGAUUUUGAUCAACGAGAGAUGUUCUGCAUGUACCUUUCUCCUGGAAAUCUUCAGGGUAGGAAGAUAUUCAGAAAGGACAUCGUGUUCGUGAUUGACAUAAGUGGAAGCAUGCGGGGAAAGCUAAUCGAUCAUACAAAGAAUGCACUAUCGGCUGCUCUCUCUAAGCUCAAUCCUCAUGAUUCAUUUAGUAUUAUAGCAUUCAAUGGAGAGAUAUAUCAAUUUUCAAAAUCAAUGGAAUUGGCUUCAAAGGAUGCUGUUGAAAGGGCCAUCGAGUGGAUUAACAUGAAUUUUAUUGCAGGGGGUGAUACAAAUAUUUUGCAUCCCUUAAACACGGCAAUAGAGAUGCUAUCUGAUGCUCAAAGUUCAGUUCCAAUUAUUUUCCUAGUUACAGAUGGAACUGUUGAAGAUGAGAGACAAAUUUGUGAUAUGAUGAAGAAUCAUAUGACCAAUGGAGAGUCAAUAUCCCCCCGAAUUUACACUUUUGGCAUAGGUUCAUUCUGCAAUCAUUAUUUCUUGCGGAUGCUUUCUAUGAUUGGUCGGGGCCAACAUGUUGCAGCAUUGGAUGUAGAUUUGAUCGAGCCUCAGAUGCUGAAAUUGUUUGACAAAGCUUCAUCUCUUGUUCUUGCAAAUAUCACAAUGGACAUAUUCAAUGAUGUGGAUGAAGUUGAGGUGUGCCCCUCUCACAUUCCAGAUCUUUCCUCAGAUGGUCCAUUGCUUUUAUGUGGAAGAUAUAAGGGAAGUUUUCCCAAAGAUCUUGAAAUUAAAGGUGUCUUGCCUGAUUUCAGUAAUUUUGUGAUAGAUCUGAAGAUUCAAGAGGCUAAGGGCAUACCUGUACAAAGGAUUUGUGCAAGAGAUCAAAUAGAGUAUCUUACUGCUCAAGCAUGGCUCUCAAAAGAUGAAAAAUUAGAACAAAUGGUUGCCAAACUAAGUUUACAAACUGGCUUUACAUCGGAGUACACGAGUAUGACAAUUCUUGAGAUUGAUCUUCGAAAGAAAGCCAAGGAAUCAGAUGGAAAGAAAGUGUCAAAAAAGAGCAAUCCUCAGAGUGGAGCAAAAGAACAAGAGCAGAGAGUUAUUUUGCUCCCUCCCCUAGGUAUAGGAUUUGGCAACUUAACUGCAACUGCUGAAAACAUUCAACCAGGAUCUGAAGAAACAAAAGGGCCUGAUGGGGCUGAAAUCUUUGUUAAGGCUGCCACAAAUUGUUGUGGCACCUGCUGCAAUUACUGCUGUUGCAUGUGCUGCAUCCAGGCCUUUACCCGGAUAAACAACCAAUGUGCAAUUGCAUUUACUCAACUUUGUGUUGGCUUAGGAUGCUUCAGCUGCAUCAACUGUUGUGCAGAUAUAUGUUGUUCUGGAAAUGAAAACUGAAACGUCAACAUAUGUUGUAUGGUUGUUGUAUACUACAUAGAAAUUUCUGUUUACUGGGUUGUCAUUUUGGAAAUGUAUAUGCUUGAGUCAUCAGUUUUGUUUUAUA